AGUUUCAGAAUGUCAAGAGGUAAGAGGAACUAACACCUUCAUCUCCGUCUGUCGGUCUGUCUUUUCGAUCAAUAUUUUCUACCUGUGUGUGUGUGUGUGUGUGUGUGUGCUGUCAUUUUGCUUUCUAAACCACACACUCACCUGCUCUCUGCGCCCCACACUGUGUUAAGUUUCUGAGUUGGUUGCUAUAGGAGCUCAGUCACAUCACAAACUGUAGAAAAACACUUGCGAGGGCCGUGCUUCCCCUUCCCGUCGUCAGCAUAAGAAACAGCCCACACCGGACGCCACCAGCCCGUGCAGACAUUCAAACAGAACCCACAAUCCACGUGCACACGCUGACAGGUCUCUGCCACUCGAGUGGGACAGAGGAGGUUUGCUGUUGACCCCGUUUUUGCGCUGCACAGCUGGAGGAGUGUUUGUGCGUCAGUCUGCUGUGGAGCUGCAGGAGCAUGUGGUCGCUGGUGGUCACUCCGGGCUCUGACCUCGCCCCUCCAUCCACGCUGAUCGUUUAGGGGGAGACGAACCAGGUAAUUGCACAGUUUGUCGGGUUAGGGAGAUCGUAUCUGUGAGGCGGUCACGCUGCUGUACUUUGUGUGAACAUUUGUGAUCAAAGUCAUGCUUCACAUUUUGCUGAUGACAGGGGGAUCUGUUAUGAAAUCCUCUUUCACUUAGCAUGAAAAUGUAUCAGUAUGUACACGUUACGAAUGUCAUGUUACGGGCAUUGUUGAAAUCAAAUUAGGUUGUUGUCAUGCAGGCAAAAUUCGAUCACUGCUGCACUAUUUGAUUAUUGGAAACGUCAUCGGGGUUUUGAUUUUAAGACUGAAAUGUAAGAGUUUGAGAACCGGAUCAAAUGGGUUUUGAUAUUGUCAAAAAUGUCCUUUACACAAGAGCACUGAGAAAAUGCAAGUCGCCAGUGUAUUCUCUCAAGUUACCAUCAACCUGCGGACCAUUUCCCUAAAUUCAAGUCUGACAACAUUGUGCAACUCUUCACUGCACAGGUUAACGCGAGGGGAUCCGUGUGCUGACUGUGGCAGACCGAUCGGCCCCAAACUGCCGAUGUGAGUCAGUGAGUCAAAACUGGUGAAAUUUACAGUAAAGCAGCAAAAGCGUCUCUCUCUUCCCCCUCUGGGGCCGCCGGAGGAACGGUGGGGUCUCGCCUUGAUGGCAGAAGGAAGGGCGAUGCUUGAGUGAUAAGCAGACUAAAUGCUGUCUUUCUUCCACAUGUUACCUGCUGCAAUCUUUGACCAGACAGAGACUCCUCUGAUUUCAUUUGGGCAUCCAGCAAAAGAAAACAUGUUCACACCUAAAGAAAGCCGUAAAAUCACCGGAAAAUAGGGCAGCAAUUUAGCGAGUAAGCUACCGGCUACUGUAUCAAAAGAAUACAGCAAUUUACUGUAAUCAAAGUAUACAGUCAUUUUCUGUAAUAUUUUACAGUCAGCAAUAUACUGUACAAAAAGGAUCAGAUGCCCUGCAGCCUUUUUCCAGAAGGUGUUCAGUGUGUGAGCGACGAGAUGAAGGAUUGAUCGGGUGUUGUCGAGUUAUACGGAAAUGACUCUGAACGCGUCCGGAGCGUGGGGGGAGUCCCUGGUCAACUCGUCCUCACGGUGUGGACACAGCAUGAUCAGCUGGGAGCAGCGCAUGGACAAGAUGUACACCUACUUCUACCUGCUGCUCUUCAUCCCCGGGCUGCUGCUCAACACCACCGCUCUCUGGGUCCUCUGCAGACACAUUAGUAAGAAGACCAAGGCGGUGAUCUUCAUGAUAAACCUGGCGGUAGCGGACCUGGCCCACAUCCUCUCUCUGCCCCUUAGGAUCUAUUAUUACUUCACACACACCUGGCCCUUUGGACGAGGCGUCUGCUUGUUCUGCUUCUACCUCAAAUACCUCAACAUGUACGCCGCCAUAGUGUUCCUGAUGUGCAUCAGCAUGCAGAGGUGUGUCUUCCUGCUCAACCCGUUCGCCGCACGCCGGUGGAGGCGGCGCUACGACCUGGCGAUCAGCAUCGUAGUCUGGGUGGUGGUCGGCCUGGCCUGCUCGCCGUUCAUCCUGAUGCGGAGCAGCAGCAGCUCCACCAGUCCCGACGUGGGCGCACAGGCAGUCUACAACGCAUCCUAUUCUCUGGAUGCCACUUCUACCCAGCAUCCCUCAGGUUACACCGAGCUUCAUGCACCACCCUCGAGUGCGAGCCCCGCCAGGGACUCCAGUACCGGCUGUUUCAAGGACCUGCCCAUGCGUCGCCUGCCGGUCUCUCUGGCGGUCACCAUGAUGGCUCUCGCUGAGCUGUUUGGUUUCCUCAUCCCCUUGGCCUGCAUCAGCUACAGCUCCAUCCGCAUCGCCCACUCUCUCAGCCAAACGCAGACGCAGGGUCAGGAAAACCCGGCGCCACGCGGGCGGCUCCAGUCGGUCACCACCAGCUGCCAGUCGGACAAAUACCAGGAAAAGCAGACAAACGCCGAGAAGCAGCGCUCUCUGCGAAUGGUGCUCAGCUGCUCAGCCCUCUUCUUGAUCUGCUUCGCCCCCUACCACAUCAACUUCCUGCUCUACCUGAUGGUGUCGCAGGACAUCGUGUCCCACUGCGCGACCAAGCUGGCCGUGCGUCAGUUCCACCCGGUGUCCCUGUGCCUGGCCAGCCUGAGCUGCUGCCUCAACCCUCUGCUUUAUUACUUCGUGACAGCCGAGUUCAGGCUGCACCUCACCAGGCGCACCUCCUCCUUCACCGCCUCGCUCCUCUCCUCCCCGAUCAGCUCCCCGACCCAGCGCCCUGCGCAGCACAGACUGAUGAGCAUGGAGAGUAGCUGCUCAGACAGGGAGUAGCGUUAUUAGCAGGCGCCGGGGGUUGUUUUUCACGAUUAGGGGGUCGCGGCUGGUCACAAGAGGGGUCUUUGUUUUUUCCUCAAGUAAUGAAACAGACAAAGCAUGAUUUCACGUGUCACAGCUGUCCGAACACAAACUGGCCCGCAGAGCUUUGAUCUCAAUGUGAAGAGCCUUCAUAUGCAAACCAGCAGAUCUUCAAUCAGCUACAGAAAGGAUGUCUGUGUUUCAUAACGCUGUGAUGAUAUCCACGUGAGUAUCAUCACAGCGGCCUCCUGUACAUAAGCUACAUCAAUGUUGUUCAUGUUUAGGAAACGCGCGACAACUUUAAAUAAGCUAUAUGUCAUAAAUGUGUAUACGUAAAUGCAUGUUGUGUGAAUAAAAGCGCUGUCCGUCUCCUCUGGUGCUGUGAUGUUUGUGUCGCUUCAUAAUGAGGCUUCCUUCAAGCCAAAACAGGUGCCGACUCAUUUCGGCUCUACUUCCUCUCGCAACGAAGAGCGCUGGAGGCAGUUGGAAGCAGUUGCGGCAGCUUCGACAAACCAGUAACCGCCAGACACUGAGGUCGGCUUUUUAACUGAAAAGUCAGCCUUCCUCCCCUCUCUUACAUCUGCUAAGCCCAAGUCU
This is a messenger RNA of Anarrhichthys ocellatus (wolf-eel), 3435 nucleotides long. RefSeq names its product P2Y receptor family member 10 (gene p2ry10). Gene Ontology annotation, biological process: phospholipase C-activating G protein-coupled receptor signaling pathway; positive regulation of Rho protein signal transduction. The transcript is spliced from 4 exons. Gene Ontology annotation, molecular function: G protein-coupled receptor activity. Bases 1549 to 2814 code for a protein of 421 amino acids. NCBI's taxonomy places the organism in Eukaryota, Metazoa, Chordata, Actinopteri, Perciformes, Anarhichadidae. The record is from RefSeq and is a predicted model, not a curated record. Gene Ontology annotation, cellular component: plasma membrane.